Molecule: messenger RNA, 1374 nt
Organism: Nymphaea colorata (pocket water lily)
Lineage: Eukaryota; Viridiplantae; Streptophyta; Magnoliopsida; Nymphaeales; Nymphaeaceae
Exons: 7
Coding region: 1-795 (264 amino acids)
Source: RefSeq, a predicted model, not a curated record
AUGAUCGUUUUAGAAGCCGAGAUACUCGCUUCCCGAUUCGAUUAUUGCCCGAGUCUUAGAGCCGUUUCAAAAGACAAAGGGAAAAGGGAGACCGGGCCUUUACUCAUUUUCCCCCUUCUCUCUGAGCUUAUUCGCAGGGCGAAACCAGGAGAAGACGACGCAGGCUACCCCGCCUCUCUCUCAAUCCUCGUUCACUUAUCCCAUUCUUCAGCAUCUGAAAGAGAUCGGGACCUUGAUCGACACGGGGGCGUACACGAAGGAGGUACGUCGGAUCGUUCGUGCCGUCUGCCACACGAUCGCGCUGCGCCACAAGCUCACUGCGCCAGUCCUCUCGGCGUUCCUUCACCACAUAUUAGUGUCUGGGUCGGACGUCUUGGUUCGGUUGUGUUCCUACCUUGCGAAAUCUUACCUUCUAAAAAGCAUAGGGUGGAAUCGCCUGGGUGCUCGGGGAGGAGGGAUUUUGCUAAAGCGGGUCAAGUUGUUGUCAACUAUAACACACGAGUGCUUCAAAAUGACAUCCGUACCCAUGUUGACAUAGGUGCGGGUGCAAAUCUCUACUUAAUUUUCUAUACACUCUUUUCUGCAAUUGUUGGCUUCUUGCUUGGGGCAAGUGAUGGUCUAGGUGAGAUUCAUUCUGUUGAUGCUGUUCAUGAGCUUUCUGAGCAGUUUUCUGAAGCUUUCAUGAAGUAUCUUCAUGUGCCAACCAAAGAGAAGCUUGGGAGCUUUCUUUAUUGCAUGUUACUUGAAGACAUCAACCAUGCUUUUAUAAGGGUAGCUUUGUUGGUAGCUAUGUGAUACUUGGAGAUGCCUUGAAGGGUUUCACGUCCAUAAUGAGCUGGCUGGACUCAGGCUCUUAUUGCACUCUGUGGGUUGCUAGCUUGUCAUAUAAUUGGUUUACUUUGGGUACUGCACAGUAAGCUCUUGCUGGUCCAGAAAUAACAACACACAUAAUUUGAAAUUUUUGUACCUUUGUUAUUUGCCAGGAGAUUAGAGGCUAACUCUCUGUGCAUGUUAAGGUGCUUAUGAGCCAUUCCUUUUGGAAGAAUCAUGUUUUUCGUCCAUUUUAUUGUCAUGUGAGUAUACCAUGCAGUUGGUAGGGAUAAAAGACCUCCUCGGAAACAGUAUUUGGAGUUAAUAUUACCACCUUUUGUUGCAAUCUUAAGACAUUGGAGGCCUCUUUUGGCUGGAACCCAUGCGCUAACAUCGUCCCCUAAUCGUUGAUGAUCGUGCACUGGCAGCAGAUGCUUUUCCUGUUAAGGUGACUUAGCCACUUAGGUCCCAUUGUACUUGUUAUUGGUCCGUACUUUUUGAAACUUUUAAACCACUUGAUGUAACUUUUGAUAUAUGCAUUUCUGUCUAUCUUUUGCUGUUGAA